GGUCUCGCAUAUUCUCUUCCUUCCGCCUCUCUUAACAAAAAAAAUCAAAAACUCUGUAAUGGCAAGCAAAGUGAGAAAUGUUAUCCUCUGUUUGUCAUGUUUGCUACUCUUCGUGGGGCCAUCUUCUUCUCUGCUAGAGACAUUAGUGCAAGGACAGGAGGUCAAGGAUGGGGAUGAAUUAGUUUCAGCUCAAGGAAACUUUAAACUAGGAUUCUUCACGCUUGAAAGUAACAACUACUACUUAGGAAUAUGGUACAACGACAACCGUCAACGCCAGGACAAUUUAGUGUGGGUUGCAAAUCGAGACUCUCCUAUCUUUAACAAUUCUGGAAGUCUUACCAUUGAUGAUAACGGGAAUUUGAAAAUUUCACACGGUGGGGGUCUUCCUAUUGUUCUAUAUUCAGGACAAGGAGGAAGUAACACAAGUGCUGUUCUACUUGACACUGGUAAUUUUGUACUGCGCGAACUGAAUAAUUCAGAGGAAUUGUGGCAAAGCUUUGAUUAUCCUAGUCACAUUCUUGUGCCUGGAAUGAAACUUGGAGUUAAUCGGAAAACGGGACAUACUUGGUCUCUAACAUCAUGGAGAGGAGUGGUGGUUCCUGACUUGGGCGUAUUUACCUUUGGCAUGGACUCCAACCAUACAAAUCAAUUGGUCAUCUUGUGGCACGACAACAUCUAUUGGACUAGUGGAUCUUUGGAACGUGGGCAUUUCACCUCAUCUUUUUCAGGUAUUUCAGAUUCUUACUACAAUUUUAGCUACAUAUCAAAUGAGAAUGAAACAUUCUUCAACUACUCUGUUGAAACAAGUUUCACAAAGUCGCCGCGGUUGGUGAUAGAUUACUUGGGAAGACUUUCUGACGAUAGAGGCAUUCUGGUUGAUUGUAUUUCUCGUUUCUCUGGUUCAUCAAAAGUGGAAAGAUGUAUGCCGGCGCAGCUUCCUGAGUGUAGGAGCCCUGAUGAUGUAUUUUAUUCACAUUUCACUUUCAUGUACAAUGAUGGAUUCAAGUUCAGUGAAAGUGAAAACCUGACUGUCAUGGAUUGUGAGGCCAAGUGCUUGAACAAUUGUUCUUGUGUUGCCUAUGCAUCUACAAUCGAGGAUGCCCAAACUGGUGUGAGAUUUGGACUAGCACACCGGCAAGAUUUAAUGGAUCUUUAAACUCAAAUGCAAGGACAAUAUACUUCCUUAAUUCAGCAAUUGGCUUGGUAGUUAUGGAAUGAAGGUAAAAGUAAUUUAGAGCUAAUAGACCCAACAGUACUAGAUGCAUGCGCCAUGCCCUCCAUUUGAAGUAUCGAGAGGCAUUCACGCUAGUCUCUUAUCUUUACAGGAUCAGGUAAUGGAUAGACCCACCAUGCUGGAUGUUGUUUCUAUGCUUCAAAUGAAACUCUUAAACUAUAUCCUCCUAAACUACCUGCAUUUUUUACCAACAAAGUUGCAGAAGAGUCAGAGGUUUUAGAAACUAAGCCAAAAAACUAUUCCAUAUGUUGAGACUAAUGCAAGCAGUAAACGGCAAAAGGAAACAGAGCUUAAACGACAAUCAAGAUCAAAACAGAAGAAGAAAAAUGACACACCACAAGGAUAAUGCCUCAGCACGUGUGAAGGAAAGAAAGCAUGUGAAUUAGAAGUUAGAAGCUCCAGCUGUCGUGUAUUCACUAGUGUAAUUAUAAGUGAUAGUUAUACUGUUAGGAUGGUUGUUAGAAAAGUUAGUUAGAGUUGUUAUUUUGGCGCCUCUUUGCAUCUCUGUUUGUACAUGUAUA
This is a messenger RNA of Quercus lobata, 1755 nucleotides long. Its product is annotated as G-type lectin S-receptor-like serine/threonine-protein kinase CES101. Lineage: Eukaryota; Viridiplantae; Streptophyta; Magnoliopsida; Fagales; Fagaceae. The record is from RefSeq and is a predicted model, not a curated record. The coding region runs from base 59 to 1156 and encodes 365 amino acids. The transcript is spliced from 2 exons.